AUGUCGUCAAACGAGCGGCUCCUAGCUCAGGAGGUUUUCAGAUUGGCCGCUCUUCCAGACGCAGUCGAGAAUGGCAACAUUGUAAAGCGGUAUAUGAGCCAACGGAGCGCAUGGCAUCCGGAAGGCGACGUCUCAAUUGCGAGCGAGACUGUAUACUCGGGAUUGAAAAAUGGGCCUUCAAAUCGAAAAGUGGCGUUUGGUGGACACGUGUACAGCCAAGCGGGAAUAGCUGCAUCUAAAGCCCUUGGUGAUAUGCAAACUUUGCGGGCUGGUGCUUCUCGAAAGGAAAUCGGUAUUCAUACUAUUCAUGGGUACUUUUCGGAAGCUGGCCUUAUAGAUCGGCCAUUUAUAUACAGUGUGACUACUCUGGCGCCAAACCCUUCAUUCCCAAAUUUUCUAGUCACAGUGCGACAGCCUCUAUCAUCAAGCACAAAUCCAGCAGGAGAUCAUUUCCCGCCUGCCGACGCCGAGCUUCCUCUUGGCCCAGUUUGCUUCAAUGCUUUAGUAUCCUUUAGACCGUCCGUAGUCUCACAGCAUGUAGCCCAGGAACUACCAGCGCAGACACGGUUCGCAGAUAUCCUGAGCUCCCGGCCCCCCUCGGCAUGGGAUCCGGCGCCACAUCUAGAUAUCGCCAAGACCAUAGACGAGUUUCCGAUGCGGAACCCUGGGACCUUUCCCGCAGUCGAUAUGAAAAAGGUCGACCUCACCGCCUUUAAUGAGGGCAAACCGCUCCAUGAGCGGCGGGAGCUUUUGUUAUAUCGGCUGCUUGCCCCUUUACCCGCAGAUCACCCCGAUUCGCACAUUUGCAUCCAUGCGUACGAAGCGGAUAGGAAUGGGUUGCUCAUGAUAGGUAACCAUGUCGGGUUUGGGUACGACUUCGGUCGCGCCGCUAGCCUGAGCUAUUCUUUUGUGGUGCACGUCAAUCCCGAGGACGCGGUAAUGUCUUAUGGCGAAGAUGAGUGGUGGAUUCAAGAAGCAUGCUUCCCUCGACUGGAAGCAGGGAGGGCGGUCAUUAUGAGCAAGAUCUGGAGCCCGAAAGGUGUGCAUGUCGCAACGGAAUAUCAAGACGGCUUAUGCCAACGCCAAUGGAAACCAGGCGAGAGAAAGGGGAAGCUGUAA
Molecule: messenger RNA, 1119 nt
Organism: Daldinia childiae
Lineage: Eukaryota; Fungi; Ascomycota; Sordariomycetes; Xylariales; Hypoxylaceae
Exons: 2
Coding region: 1-1119 (372 amino acids)
Biological process (GO): fatty acid catabolic process; acyl-CoA metabolic process
Cellular component (GO): peroxisomal matrix
Molecular function (GO): fatty acyl-CoA hydrolase activity
Source: RefSeq, a predicted model, not a curated record